Arachis duranensis is the source of this 1471-nucleotide messenger RNA. RefSeq names its product WAT1-related protein At3g18200. Gene Ontology annotation, molecular function: transmembrane transporter activity. Gene Ontology annotation, cellular component: plasma membrane. The record is from RefSeq and is a predicted model, not a curated record. Lineage: Eukaryota; Viridiplantae; Streptophyta; Magnoliopsida; Fabales; Fabaceae.
CAAGUCUAAGUUGCUGAACAAGAACACAGGAAUGGAAAGUGUUAUGACAAAAAAAGUGAAGCUUCUUGUGGCAUUAAUGUCCCUUCAGUUUUGUUUUGCAGGAUACCACAUUGUCUCUAGACUUGCACUUAAUAUUGGUGUCAGUAAAGUUGUUUACCCUGUUUAUCGAAAUAUAAUUGCCCUUCUUUUGUUGAGUCCACUUGCUUGUUUCUUAGAGAAGAACGAAAGACCACCUCUUACUUUUUUGCUGUUUCAGUUUUUCCUAUUAGCAUUGCUAGGCAUCACUGCAAACCAAGGGUUUUACUUGUUGGGAUUAUAUUAUGCUUCUCCAACUUUAGCUUCUGCAAUGCAGAACUCAGUUCCUGCAAUCACUUUUGUCAUGGCCUCAGCUCUAGGACUUGAGGAAGUCAACAUUGCAAGAAUAGAUGGAUUGGCAAAAAUUCUAGGAACCAUUGCAAGUGUUGGAGGUGCAACUGUGAUCACUCUAUACAAAGGCCCUCCUCUUCUCCACCUGCAGACACCUCAGAUGCAAGACGAUAGCUACAUACAUCAGUCAUCAACCAAAGUUCAGAAUUGGACAUGGGGUUGCGUAUACUUACUUGGACAUUGUUUAUCUUGGGCUGCUUGGAUGGUUUUUCAGGCUCCUGUGGUGAAGAAGUAUCCAGCAAAACUAUCACUCACUUCCUUUACAUUCUUCUUUGGAUUAGUUCAGUUCUUGAUUAUAGCAGCCUUUUUAGAAACUGAUAUGGAACGUUGGAAGAUAAUAUCAAAAGAAGAGCUUCUUACCAUCCUAUAUGCUGGAAUUGUAUCGUCUGGGGUUGUAAUAUCUCUGCAAACAUGGUGUAUUCAAAAGGGUGGCCCUGUAUGUGUUGCUGUCUUUCAGCCAUUGCAAACCUUUUUAGUUGCUAUAAUGGCAGCAUGGGGGAAGAGCAAGAGCAAAGAGAAAAAUGCGACCAAUGCAAAAAAGUGAUUACUAACAGAAGCCUUGCUCAACGAUGAGGAAGAGAAUAAACAUACUGAUGCAGCACCUAAAGGCAUACCUUGACAUCUCGUUCCAUUGACAUUGACAAAUACAUGCAAUCAUGCAUACCAUGGCAUCUAGUUUCUGGUGUGGUAUCAGCACAACACAACCACUGAAGUAGUCCAGCUCUUUGCAGCAUUGCAACUUGUGCAAGAAUCAGCUAUUUUUCAUUAAUGUAUCUUUAUGCUUAUUUUCACCUAGUAAAUCAUAUACUAGAUAUUCGAGUCAAGGACUCUGAGGCAAAAGGCCUGGCUAAUGUUAGUUUAAACGACAAGAUAAAACUGUCCGUUAGAAUCCAUGUGCUUUUGCUUUACCCACUGACAUGUACAUCUGAAUUUAUGUAUGAAAGGUCAUACUCACUAUGAACAUUUAAAAACCCACUUUAGAUGAAUGAUGAGUCUAAAUAGAUGAGUUCUCUAUACAUGAAUGUUAAGUUUACCGUUCCUUUUA